Molecule: messenger RNA, 2937 nt
Organism: Aspergillus aculeatinus CBS 121060
Lineage: Eukaryota; Fungi; Ascomycota; Eurotiomycetes; Eurotiales; Aspergillaceae
Product: plasma-membrane proton-e
Exons: 4
Coding region: 1-2937 (978 amino acids)
Biological process (GO): regulation of intracellular pH; proton export across plasma membrane
Cellular component (GO): plasma membrane
Molecular function (GO): P-type proton-exporting transporter activity; ATP hydrolysis activity; ATP binding
Source: RefSeq, a predicted model, not a curated record
AUGGAAGACCACAGAAGCGAGCUGCCCAACGGUCACCAGCCGUCCACUGAUCUAUCGGAAUACACUGCCCUCAAUCGCUUCAUCUCCACCACGACCACCGCCAGUCAUGCCGCGUCGGCAAGCGACAAGGGCUCUGCCGAGCCCGCUUCGCACCCACCCUGGUGGAAAUUCUGGCAGCGGUCCCGCGACAGCACAGACGAGAAGAGUGGCGGGCCCUUCCAGACUCCCUCAGAGUGGCUGGAUACGGACAUUUCGUCGGGUCUAUCUGAAGCCGAGGUCGAUGGACGGCGCAAGAAGUGCGGAUGGAACGAACUGGCUAGUGAGAGCCCUAACAAGCUGCUUCAGUUCAUCGCUUACUUCCGGGGCCCGAUUCUGUAUGUGAUGGAACUCGCCCUAUUCCUCGCGGCUGGCCUACGUGACUGGAUCGAUUUUGGCGUGAUCAUUGGGAUCCUCAUGCUGAACGCGAUCGUUGGGUGGUAUCAAGAAAAGCAGGCCGCGGAUGUGGUCGCCAGCCUGAAGGGUGACCUCGCCAUGAAGGCAACGGUGGUGCGAGAUGGAGAAGAGAGAGAGAUCUUGGCUCGUGAGGUAGUCGUGGGUGACAUUCUCAUUCUGGAGGAAGGCAAUGUCAUCCCUGCGGAAGCACGGUUGAUCUGUGACUAUAGCGAGCCCGAUACCUUUGCUGUAUACCGAGAAAAGAUGGCGCAAGAGGGAGAAGACCCUCUGCAUGAGGAGGGAGAAAGCAGCGACGAUGAGCACAAGCAUACUGAAAAAGCGAUCGUUGCCGCAGACCAGUCGGCGAUCACCGGCGAAUCUCUCGCAGUCGACAAAUUCAUGGGCGAUAUCUGUUACUACACCACCAGCUGCAAGAAAGGCAAAGCGUAUGCCAUGGUAACCGCCUCGGCGAAAGACUCCUUCGUGGGGAGAACCGCAUCGCUGGUCCAAACUGCCAAAGACCAGGGCCACUUCAAAGCCGUGAUGGACUCCAUCGGGACCACACUGCUGGUGUUGGUGAUGUUCUGGAUUCUUGUGGCAUGGAUUGGCGGCUUUUACCGCCACCUCCGUAUCGCCACCCCCGAAGAUGACGACAACAACCUCCUAUACUGGACAUUGAUUCUGCUGAUCGUCGGAGUGCCGGUAGGACUGCCCGUGGUGACCACGACCACACUGGCCGUGGGCGCUGCUUUCCUCGCCCGCAAGAAGGCCGUGGUGCAGAAGCUGACCGCGAUCGAGUCGUUGGCCGGCGUGGAUGUACUCUGUACGGAUAAGACCGGCACUCUGACGGCUAACAAGCUGUCGGUACGCGAGCCCUACGUCGCGGACGGAGUGGAUGUGAAUUGGAUGUUUGCGGUUGCCGCCAUUGCAUCCUCGCACAAUACGCGCAAUCUCGAUCCAAUCGACCGGGUGACCUUGCUUGCGCUGCGCCGGUAUCCCAAAGCGCGUGAGAUGCUGUCUCGUCCGUGGGUCACGGAGAACUUCACCCCAUUCGACCCGGUGUCGAAGCGCAUCACCACAACCUGCACGUGUGAGGGGGUGCGGUACAUCUGUGCGAAGGGGGCGCCGAAGGCGAUCAUCAAGCUCGCAGGCUGUCCCAAAGCCGAAGCCGAGCAAUACAAGAACAAGGCCCAAGAGUUUGCGCUUCGCGGGUUUCGCUGUUUGGCCGUCGCUGUUAAAGAAGGUGACAAGGAAUGGCAGUUCCUGGGACUUUAUCCUAUGUUUGACCCGCCGCGCGAGGACACCGCGCAGACAAUUGCGGAAGCGCAGAACUUGGGGUUAUCUGUUAAAAUGCUGACUGGAGACUCGACCGCCAUCGCGAAAGAGACGUGUAAGAUGCUUGCCCUGGGGACCGAGGUAUACAACUCCGAACGAUUGAUUGGGUCGCCCCAUCAUGAUCUGGUGGAGCGGGCCAACGGCUUUGCAGAGGUUUUUCCGGAGCAUAAAUAUCAGGUAGUCGAGUUGUUGCAAAAGCGAGGCCAUUUGACUGCGAUGACGGGCGAUGGAGUAAACGAUGCCCCUUCCAUGAAGAAAUCCGACUGCGGAAUUGCUGUUGAAGGCGCCACCGAGGCAGCCCAGGCAGCCGCAGACAUUGUCUUUCUGGCACCCGGUCUGAAUACGAUUGUGGAUGCAAUCAAAGUGUCGAGGCAAAUCUUCCAGCGAAUGAAAGCAUACGUGCAAUAUCGGAUUGCCCUCUGCUUGCAUCUCGAAAUCUACCUGGCCACCUCCAUGCUCGCGAUCGAGGAAACCAUCCGGGCGGACUUGAUUGUGUUCUUGGCUCUAUUUGCAGACCUGGCCACUAUUGCAGUGGCAUACGAUCAUGCACACUAUGAGCCACGGCCGGUUGAGUGGCAGCUGCCACGCAUCUGGGUGAUCUCGGUGGUACUCGGUGUGCUGCUGGCAGCCGGCACGUGGAUCAUGCGAGGCACAAUGUUCCUAUCGAAUGGGGGGAUUAUCGAGAACUGGGGACACCCACAGGGCAUUCUGUUCCUGGAAGUGGCGUUGACCGAGAAUUGGCUGAUUUUCGUCACGCGAGAGGCCCAUACGUGGCCUUCCUGGCAGCUGGUGGGCGCCAUUCUAGGAGUGGACAUCAUCGCCACCCUCUUCUGUGUGUUUGGGUGGCUCACGGGGGGCGCAUUCGAGCAGACGAGCCCUUCCGACCCGGCCACUUUCUCUGAGGGCCCGACGAGCAUCGUGACGGUGAUCGUGGUGUGGGGGUUUUCGAUCGGGGUGAUCAUCGUCAUCGCCACCGUUUAUUAUCUUCUCUCGCGGAUUACAUGGCUGCAGAACCUCGGACGGGCCUCUCGUUCCAAAGAAGAGAUAAAGAUGGAGCGAUUCCUCGAGCAGCUAUUCAAGCUUACGGUGGAACGAGAGAAGGAUCCUCAGUCUGAGAAUCCGCGGUAUGUUCUGAAGACUCGAACGGAGGAUAUCGAUGCGGACGAUUAG